This is a messenger RNA of Frieseomelitta varia, 4062 nucleotides long. It is a transcript of the gene Slip1, whose product is annotated as slo-interacting protein 1. The record is from RefSeq and is a predicted model, not a curated record. The annotation marks the transcript as partial. Gene Ontology annotation, molecular function: protein binding. Lineage: Eukaryota; Metazoa; Arthropoda; Insecta; Hymenoptera; Apidae. The transcript is spliced from 6 exons.
CCCGUGCAGGUGAAUGGUCAAGAUGUAUCGAACUCGAGCCACGAGGACGCGGUGCGUUGCUUCCAAUUGGCCCAGGAACCGAUCAUCGUGGAGGUGUUGCGGCGACAGCCAGUUCAACAGCAGCAACAGCAACAGCAGAAUCAGCGUGCCGGAUGGAAGGAACAGGAGAGUCGGGGAACAGAACCGGAGAAAGAAUCGGAGAGAACGAUCGAGGCUGGCGGCAAACGGGAAAACGCGAUCAACACUUGCCCGAACUUGGUCUCGACCGCGGUGCAAACCGACUGGGCCGGGCUCCUCGAGGCCGAGGAAGAAGAACUGCUGCCGGUGGUUGACGAGCAACCGAACGACAGCUUCGAGGAUUUCCUCGCGCAUGACAUCGACUUCGAGGAGGUGACGUUGCGGAAGACGGGCAGCGCGGAGAAGCUGGGGCUGACGGUGUGUUACAGUUCCGGUUCCGGCAGCGAGGACGCCGAUACCGAGGUGUACAUCUCGGAGAUAGUUCCUGAAAGUCUGGCAGCGCGCGAUGGCCGAUUGCGCGAGGGCGACCAAAUCUUGAGGGUGAAUGGAAAGGACGUGGCGAACAAAGAACAAACGGAGAACCUGUUCGCCGAAACGAAGAGCGCAGUGACCAUUCUCGUCAGCCGGUGUCUUUAUCAGGAGGACGAUUACAAGGAGAGGCGAGCGUACCAUCGGGGUUCGCCGCUGCUCUCGCCAGAUCAUCUGCCCUCCUACCAGAACAGCUUGAUCGAGCAGCUAAUUCGCCAGCAGCAACAGCAGACGGAGGAGCGGACCAAAGACACGGAGGAGAACGACUGUACGUUGAAGCCACCGCCGCCACCGCCGCCUCCAGUGCCCUGUCACACGCCCGGGCAUCAAGCGAGCAACACUCCUUCUUCCAGCUGCUCUUCCCAAACCUCGCAGAAAUCAUCCAACAGAAACGCCGCGUCGCCUGCUCGGCACGCGGAUCACGACCGCAAACAGUGGAUGCAGGAGGCAUUGAAGGAUUGCUCGAAGAAGAUGGAGGGUCUCUCUGUACGUGGUCAGUCGCAGACAAGUGGAGGCGGAGGAGGAGGAGGUGGGGGAGGAGGAGGAACGGUUCCAGUUAGACUGGCAGACGCUUACUCGAAUCACGUGUGGAGCGAAACGGAGCACAUCUACGAGACUAUACCAGAGUCUGACAGCGAGCCGAUAUAUUCCUCGCCGUACGAGCAUCACAGACAGUGGCAUCAUGCGAACCAUACUUCCAACGUCAUCGUCACUACCGCACAAACGACGAUCACGACUACAAACACCAACACCUCGAACCAACAGGGGAACCAAACGGGGGGAAGAUGGUACUGUUCCUCGAAGAGCAAUAGCUCCGGCGAGGAGAAGGACAGCUCGAGCGCGUAUAAUACCGGUGAGUCUUGCAACAGCAACCCUCUCACGCUCGAGUUGCAACGUGGCGAGAAGGAUCAUCACAAGAGCACGCUGGUCCUCUGCCCUCCGAAAGCGUCGUUGCAGCAACACCAGCAACAACAGCAGCAACAGCAGAGGCUCGGCUGCACGUGCCCUACGUUCGCCAACAGACAGAUGAGAAACCGAGAGUCGAAUAAAAGAGGCUCGAGCUCUUAUCACUACAGAGAUCGCGCGGCGGAUCCGGCGAACGCGAGCAACUUACCCGCGGACACCAUGUACACGAACAUGGCUAAUCUUCAGCAGACGAUGCUGUUGCAGCAACAGCUGUUUAAACAGGCGCUUGAUCGGAGAAACUCGACCAUCGGCGGAUCUCGGGAGAGCAGCAGCGUCACCGCGGUCGCUGCUGCUGGUGGCACCGCGAAGAAGUCCAAGUCGCACGGUAAUUUCCAAGCGCCGAAUUUAACCCGAUAUCAGUUUGUCGGUAGCCAGCAGGUGUGCGCGUCCAGCUCGUGGAUACCGCCGGAGAGCAAGGGCGACGAGGUGCAAAUGGAGUGGAAAGUGAAGAGGAGAGCGGACGGGACCAGGUACAUAGCGCGGAGGCCGGUUAGAAAUCGCAUUCUGAGAAACAGAGCGAUCAAAAUAUCGGAGGAGAGGGCUGGCCACAGCACGGAAGAUGACACCAUGUCGGAAGUGAAGGUGGGCAAAUACUGGACCAAGGAGGAACGUAAGAGACAGUUGGAACGUGCUCGCGAACGCAAACAAAGGCAACAAGAACUUCAACUGCAGCAACAGCAACAGCAACUUCAACAGCAGCAGCAGCAGCAGCAGCAACAGCAGCUUCAGAUGCAGCAGACCAACGAAUUGUUGACGUGCGAGCAUGGAGAACAUGAGAAGCUUCCGAAGAAGCCGCUGAACAUCGUGGAACUCAGUCACAAAAAGAUGGCUCGUAAAAAGAACACGUUGGACGAUUUCACCACUGUUCAAGAGAUGUUGGUUCACGGAAACAGGGUCGGUAGUGCGGGAGGUCCCGGCACUGGUGGCAAACUAAUGGGCCUUCUUUCGGUAACGACCGUUUGAAUUGUAAAACGUGAAGCGUGAAAAUCUACAAGUGGCGGAAAAAGAAUUUCUUCGCUGUUUCUGCGUGCUUCCUUUUGUCGCGUUAUAUGUGUCUCGCCAUAAGUGAUCUCGUCACUGUACGAUCGUUCUCCAGACUCUGUUUAACUGUUUUUGUAAUUAUAUCUUUAAUCGACGCGCGUACACAAGAUCAAUAUCACCGCUCUACAAAUGUUCACUCCCCUUUCUUUCACCGUCAAUCACGCCGUUUUAUCUUUAUGUUUAUUUGGGCUACGAAAACCGUGACUGAACUUCAUCAUAUUUCCAAUGGAUUACAAGCGAGCGAAACGAGUCGUUUAUGGUCGUCGAAAUAACGUAAAUUCCGAAUACGGUUGUACAUAUUUCUCGUAUAACAAUAUAAAUGUACGUAGAUUAUUUUACACGAACUGAAACUUUGUGGAUAAAGAAAAUAGAACGAGUACGCUUUUGUAGAUAUGUACAAUAAACGUAACGAUGGUAUAAUUAUGAAUAAAACGCGAAUGAAAAUUGUGAAUCAUGGCCCUGUGACCUACGGAGAAGGACGAAAAAGGAAAAAACGAAUAUCAGCGUCGUCCCGUGCAACCUUUCCUUUCUCGCGAGUCGAUUGAACGACACGAAACGUUGAGUUGCCAUGCGAACAAAAUGUAAUAAAACAGGUAAAAUGUGCCGUAACAAAAAUAUAUAUGUAUAUAUAUACAUAUACAUAUAUCACAUAUAUAUACGAAGAAUCACAUAUUUUAUUACGAAAUUCGAAAAUCCUCAUCAUCGACAUGUGUAUCUGCUCAUGUGUCUAUUUAACCAUCUAUCUAUCCAUCUGUCUAUUGCAUGAACGAUGCGUUGAUGUUUAAGCUGCUUAAAACCUUCCGUUCCGGAAUAUUUAGAUGCUGAAUGUACGCUGGAAAGCAGUGAUGAGUCGAAAAAUUUAAUAAAAAGUCUCGCAAGUAUUGACUCAGAUUCAAGUGAUAGAUGGAAUCUUGCAGUAAAUCCGGAUCGUCCUCGUCUUCCUCGAUUUCGUUCGCAGUUUCUCCCAACACUAAUUGAUAAAAUGAUAAUUUCUCGUGUUAAACAAGAAUUAUAUUAUAACGUUAAUAUUAGCAAAAAUGAUUAACGAGUCAAGACGUGCCGAUAACACCACAGACUCGCACUUCACUUACAUAACAUAGUUUCGUAACCUGGAUCUAAGUAGGCGUCCUCACCGUCAUCUUCGUCGUCGUCAUUGUCUGAAUCCUGCGCGUUAAACGAUUUGAUUAGGUCGAAUCGCAAGACAAAAAAUAAAAUAUCAAAGAUGUUAUCAUGCGUUGUCACUAACAUCCGUCUCUUGGCUAGCGGCGACCGCUUCGAUGUCGUUCGACAACUCAUUGAUUAUCAGCUUAAAUAUUUUCACCAAAACAGGUAUGGUGGUCCACUGAUAAGGCUGUGAUUCGGCUUUACUCCUAGUCCUCACGCCUUCUUCAUUUCCUACGUAUUCUCGAAUUUUAAUUAGUCACUCGCUGUUUUGGAAUAAAUAUUUUAUCGACAUCUUGUACUAAUUGAGAUUUAAAAUAAACAUUCAGAAGAAUUAACGAAAAAAAA